AUGCUCGGUGACCUUGUGACAUCGGAAGGCAGGAAAACGUCAUCACAGCGUGAUAAUACCAGUAUUCUGAGCAUGCGUGCUGGGAAGAAGCCGCCCCUUCCAGAGGCAGCACCUCUGCCUUUGCUAAAGCAGCCUUGCCUGCAGAUGGUAUAUGAUGUUCAGUUUGUUGUAUUUUUCAGGAGUCGUACUCCUCAGGGUGUGUGCAUGGUUGGCAAAAUGGGGAAGGAGAAAGGAGGUUUAAUAAUGAAUGCUACAUCUCCUUUGCUUUUUUCUGUCACUUUCCAGUGGAUUCACAAACACACAUACAGCCUAGAGGCUGUCUCAGAGAGCCCAGUGCUAGUUGUGGAUGCCUCUUCAGGCUCCUCUGACGACGUUGACAGGGGAAAUGACCCCUAUGAAUUGACAUCAGUAAUCUGUGACGGAGCCACCUGUGAAAGCUAUGAGCAGAAUGAAUUGAUAUCUGUAACCAAUAAGGAAGCCAUCACUGAAAGCACUGCCCUGAAUGAAUUGACAUCAGAAACCUAUAAGGAUGGCAACAAUGAAACCACUGCCCCGAGUGAAUGGACAGCAGCGUCCUCUGAAGGACUCUCCAAUGCAAACCAUGACCAGAGCCAGGUGGAAAAGGUAACUUGUGUUGAACCCUUCAAUGAAAGCCAUGACCAGAGCCAGGUGGAAAAGGUAACUUGUGUUGAACCCUUCAAUGAAAGGUACUUUGGAGGCUCCUCUCUAAGUCCCAGUAAAGAAAGCAGCAGGAUUAAGAGAAUUGUGUACUUGAUUGUAUCAUCCUUCCCUUUCAGAAUACUUGGAAUUUUGCUGACCUUUGUGGAUGUGUCCCUCAUCAUUACAGACAUACUUGUCUCUGAUAGCACGAUAUAUAUUCCUUUGGAGUAUCGUGCAGUUUCUUUAGCUAUGGGUUUAUUUUUUUUCAUGGACGUUUUUCUUCGAGUGUCUAUAGAAGGGGUACGACGGUAUUUUUCCGAUAUGUUGAACUCCUUAGAUGCUUCCAUUAUUGUGGUGACUCUACUAGUCAAUAUUGCUUAUUUUUUCUAUGACUUCAAGUUUCUUAAAAAUUUCCCCAAAUUGAGAAUUGUUUUACUACCUCUACGACUUUUCACUCAGACAAGAUCUCUUCAUCUGGCUCAGCAAAACAGACAUCUUGCAAUGCUGACCAGGAGGAGGGUUUCAGAAAACAAACGGCGAUACAAGAAGGAUGGAUUUGACUUAGACCUCACUUACAUUACUGAGCGUAUUAUUGCCAUGUCAUUCCCAUCUUCUGGAAAGCAGUCUUUCUAUAGGAAUCCCAUUAAGGAAGUUGUACGGUUCCUGGAUACCAAGCAUCAAAACCACUACCGCGUCUACAAUCUCUGCAGUGAAAGAGCUUACGAUGCUAAGUACUUCCAUGAUAGGGUCUGUCGAUACAUGAUUGACGAUCACAAUGUCCCCUCUCUGAGUGAGAUGGUGGCGUUCUCCAAGGACGUAAAAGAGUGGAUGGCUCAAGAUGAGGAAAACAUCACAGUGAUUCACUGUAAGGGGGGCAAAGGAAGAACUGGAACUAUGGUCUGUGCCUACCUUCUUGCCAGUGAAAUAUUUGCAACCGCAGAGGACAGCCUUCAUUAUUUUGGAGAACGACGAACGGGUAUAUCCAUCAGCAGUAAACAUCAGGGAGUAGAAACUCCUUCUCAGAAGAGAUUUGUUGGAUAUUUUGCAAUGGUGAAAAAUACCUACAAGUUGACUCUUCCUCCAGUGAAGAAACUCACGAUGAAAACAAUCAUUAUUUAUUCAAUUUGUGGUGUUGGAGAAGGCAAUGGAAAUGAUCUAAAAGUACAAAUAAUAAUGCAAGGAAAGCCUGUCUUCUUCUGUUCUGCUUCCAAAAACUGUAGGAUGGGUUAUGAUGCUGAAACAGACAGAGUAAUAAUUAAUCUAUCCAACUGUCCAGCUCUGUAUGAUGAGGUGAAAGUGAAAUUUCUCUCUUCUUGUUCGGCUCUUCCUAAAUACUAUGACAACUGUCCAUUUUUCUUUUGGUUCCAUACAUCAUUUAUACAAAAUAACAGGCUUUAUCUUUCAAGAAGUGAAUUGGAUAAUCCCCACAAACCGAAAGCAUGGAAAAUUUACCGUCCAGAGUUUGCAGUCGAGGUCUAUUUUGAUGACGUGACCAACUGGGCGGACGUACCAGUGUGGAUCAUGAUCACCACAUCAGCCGCGGGGGCGGAUGAAGCACUCUUUAUUAGAGGCCUGGGGGGUCUCGGAGCAGCACAGAAUGAGGCGGCUGACCUCACUGGUGACGACAAGGGCUCCCGUAAACCAGACGACCAGGGAACAGCUGCCCAUCCCAAGUCUACAGGAGUCAGAUGA
Messenger RNA from Mesoplodon densirostris (Blainville's beaked whale), 2352 nucleotides. Its product is annotated as phosphatidylinositol 3,4,5-trisphosphate 3-phosphatase TPTE2-like. The record is from RefSeq and is a predicted model, not a curated record. The transcript has 29 exons. Lineage: Eukaryota; Metazoa; Chordata; Mammalia; Artiodactyla; Ziphiidae. Gene Ontology annotation, cellular component: cytosol. Gene Ontology annotation, molecular function: protein tyrosine/serine/threonine phosphatase activity; phosphatidylinositol-3,4,5-trisphosphate 3-phosphatase activity. Gene Ontology annotation, biological process: dephosphorylation. Bases 1 to 2352 code for a protein of 783 amino acids.